AACGUUAGCCUAGCCUCUGUUUGACCGAGAUCUCAUUCGGAUUUCUGUCAAUUUUAACUUGUCAAAAUUCUCAGCGAAAUAUAACUUCCUCUAAAUCUCAACUCACAGCUGUUUCUAAAUCAGCAUUAGCUCUGUUUUAAUUCGGCUUGUGUCCAAAACAACCUGGAGCUCUCGUUCGUGUGAUGAUGUGAACUUUCCCGAGGUUACUUCCUGGGUAUUUCCCGCAGGUUUCACACGGUGGGGGAAGAGUCAGUCUGGACAGUUUGUAAAAGUUGACUGUCGGUGGAUUGUUUGUUAGCCGAACUGGAGAACAGCUUCGAGGAGUUCCGAAAACGUCUCGAGUGACUCCUCACGACUAAAUCAUUUGAGUAAGAAAAAGAUGAGUGUCUCCUGGCAGCGAGGCAGAGAUCUGGUGAAGUCCUACCAUCUGAGCUUGGAGCAGCAGAUCGUGGGUCGAGGCUGCAGCCUGGCGGUGAAGGACGAGGAUCUGUGGAGGCGGGUGGAGGAGCUGCUGAGGGAUGGAGACCCUCAGGAGAUCCACUGCCUCAGCCUGGAUCCUCUCAGUGUGAUGGAGGAGUCCCUGAAGGCAGCAGCGUCCAGCAGGAGGAGGCUGGGACCCAGAGGAGGGCUGACAGGUCUGGCCAAAGCCUUCGAGCUUCUGGAACAAGUAGCUCUGAACGUCUACCUGGCUCCAUGGAGGGAGGAGUACCGAGUUAUCAAGAUGUACUCCGGUCUGUUCACCCACCACAUCACUCCGGUGCUGUCGCCGCCUCAGAUCAAGAAGCUCUUCGGCCUGCUGGGCUACCAGAUCAGCCCGACUCGGCCUGAGGAGCUUCUCCUCGACCCGUCCAGAAUCCGCCACCUCCUAGACGAGCUCCUCCCUCUGUCUUGUGCCUUCUUCCUGGCUCGGUGCGAGUGUCGCCUCCUGCUGGCAGCUCUGGGGAAACACGAUGGCGACGCCCAGUGGGAGCUGAGCUUAGUGAGGGAACGGCAGCAAGGAAGCAGCCUGCAGGUCGCCAUAGAAACCACCCAGAGGUCGCUGGAGCCGUUCGACGUUGAAGAGGAUCUGUACAGAGACGAGCAGGCCAAUGGAGACGGGAUGCAGCAGACGGUCGCCGCUGACGACGCCGGUCCUCACUCCGUUACCUGGACGACCCAAAGCAGCGCCGUAUCGCCGCCUGCCGCCAAAACCAACGGCGUGACGACGUCGGAUCCGUCGGAGCCCGACGCCAGCUGGAGCCCAGGCAGGAGGUUCGACAGGAGGUUCGAUGCCUCGGACUCUCUGCUGGGGGAGGCACCGGAGGCCAACCACCUCUGUAGCUGUCUGCAGUCGUAUGACCUGUGUCUCAGACGCUGCAUCGAAUGCAAUGCGCUGCACAACGUCUUCUGCGCCUCCCUUGACGUUUGCAAGCGGAGGGGCCACGAGGUGAAGGUCAUCGACGACGAGGCGAAGGAGCCGAAGGCGGCGUCGCCUCAGAGAGCCUCGCCGGCGGCCAUGUCCUCCUUGACGCUGCGCGACGAUGACCUCAAACCGACCAGCCCCACCCUGCAGCCAAUCGGCUUCCACGAAUGCUGCGACCUCGCCAAGCUCGACCCGCAGGUGUUCUGUCGCAGCUGCAGCAUCUUCCACGCCGACUCCUGCAGAGAAAGAGACUUCUGCCAGAACAAACACGACGUCCGGACGCUGGGAGUCUGCUCCUGCGGAAAGCACUGCUCCAGGAAGCCGCUGGUCCUCUGCAGGUACUGCGGCAAAGAAUACUGCAACCCCUGCUGGUACAGAACCCCGCUGAGCUGCAGCUGCGGCCAAACGUUCGACCAGUCGUCUGCCGUCUGACCCCAGGAGUUUUGCACUAAACAGGCAGAAUCCCAGUGCCUUAAACCUGCACACUGGAGACGUCUUUUUAAAAUCAAACGCUGCCUUCACUGACCGCUUUUUCUACUCUCCUCAUUGUGCCACCAGUUCUUCUCUAAGUGUCCAUAUUUACCGCUACCAGUGCAGCCUGUUACACUCUGUGCCUCUUUGGGCUUCUUCACUGUAACUAGAAGCACAACGACGUCUGUUUCCAUGUUUGCUGCCUGCAUCACAAUGCAGGAAAAAGGGUCAAAACGCCUCCAGUCUGCGUUAAAAAGUGUGUUUUAUGGUUCAUGAGCUGCUUUAGUUCGGCCACGGUGGAGUUCCAGCUAGAAAUCUGUCAUAUUUAACAUCUAACUAAGCAACAUUUUUAGAAUAUUCCACACGUUUUCAGCCCAUAAUUUCUGUUUUGAAGUUAAGAAGGUGAUUAUUAUAACAGUCAUUUAUUUUCUUGAUGAAAUAAUUAAAGGUUUGGUCGAUAAAAUGUCAGAAAAUUACAGUUUCACUGAGUUGUAGCUGCAACGAUUAGUCUGUUAAUCGAUUAAUUGACAAAUCCUUUGAUGAUUUAAUUAUCAGUUUGAGUUAUUUUUAAAAUAAAAUCUGUUUGCAGCUUCUUAAAUGUGAGUAUUUUCUGGUUUCUUUCCUCCUCUAUGACGGUAAACUGAAUAUCUUUGGACAAAACGACGUUUUUUUAAUCUUGGAUUGAUACUAAUCAACAUUUUGCACCGUUUCCUGACAUUUUAUGGACAAAACUAAGCAUUUAAUCAAGAAAAUAUUUGAAAGAUGAAUCAACAAUGAAGAAAUCUUUAGUUGCAGACAAUUCUGGGUGUUUUUUGUUUAAAAAGUGAGUGAUUUAACAAAAUUCGAGUUAGUUAUUUUCCUGCUUAUAUUCAAAUAUCAUCAAUUUUAGCCCUAAAACUAAGGUUUGUUAAAAAUAUUCUUUAGUUGAUAUUGAGACAGAGGAACCUCGAUCACACGUCUGGACAAAACUGCCAAGUCUAGUAACCAGUUCAGUGUUAAACAUUGGAAAAAAAGCAGAUAAUUAAGCUGUGAGCCCCAAUUUUAAGCCUCUGAACCCCAAAACCUGCCAGCAGGCUUGAAAGGAAUAUUUUCUUUUUUACCUAAAUGGUGAAAUGACAUCAGAAACUGUAAAAACAGAAAGGAUUGUUGCAUUUUUCUUAACUUUUUAACAGUCCUUAAAGGCAUCAUGUAGUUCUAUCAGGAAAAUUACCCAAAUCUAAGAUUAGAAUGGUAAUAUUUCAAAGUGAAACCAUUUGCAGGAUGUAAAAAUGGAAAUAGUUAAUUAUCUAUAGUAUGUGCAGCCUCUGUUAUUUUCCAAUGGACAAUUGGAAAACUGUUGUAUUGAUUCCAAGUUUGUCCAAUUUUUAUAAAAUGAGUAAUCUGACAAAUUCAGCGUUGAUAUUUUCUUGAUAAUUCUAAUUGUGACAUUUCUGAGUUCUCGCUCCUUCUGCUGGUUGUUCUGUUUUCAUUUUUCACUGCAGGAGUUUAUAUUGCAGUGGAAAAUGAGCCCACAGUGAAGAAAAAUGUGACAGGAGAAAAGAAAAAAACUUGCAGAAACUGUACAAACUGGAAAAAUCAAUGGUUUAUUUAUCUUUUUAACAGUCCUUGAAGGCAUCACAGGCAGUGGCAGUUCCAGACUAUUUCAAUUUGUGGGGGGCAGUUAAGUCAGACUGAGCUUUUUAUGUAAAUACAAGGUUGUUGUAGUCACUAUAUUAUUAUGGGCAUUAAACAGCAAAAUACAAUAUUCAAAAUCAUAUUGCAUUUAGUUCUAAUGGAUGCUUCUCUCAAACAUAAAUAAUGCAUGUUGAAGGAUUUAACUCUGGCUCAACUCAUUUAAACACAAUUUGUCAACACGUUAUUUAUGGUCUUUAUUCACGUAAAUUAUACAAUUUAUAUCAACUUUUUCAUCAGUUAUUUCUAUCAACUUUACUCAACAGGUUUUCUUGUGUCAUGCAAACAUUUAAAGAAAUAUACAUUCAACCCAGACUGAAAAACAAGAAGAAAAACUGCUCCACAUGUUAUUUCUGCUGCCCUUUAGUUUGUUACAUCAACUGAAUUCUGGGGUUUUUAUGGUUUCUUGCAACGAGGUCAACAAAUGCAUCAAGAUUCAAAGACUUUGCCCUUCCAGACUCGAUGCUUAAAACCCCUAAAUUACUCAGCCUGUCAUCUGCCAUGGUGGACCCGAGGGAAGAAGCAGCACUAACUGGAGUUGAAACUGCUAUUUUGCACAGUUUGAAGAGCUCACCAAAAUUUCUUUAUAAGGCUCAAUAAAUGAUGCCCCAAAUCCUCAAUGUUUGAAUCAUACAAUCCAACAAAUGCAAACGGAGCCUCCUCUUGGAAAAAUGCGUCACUGUUGGGGUUUAGUGUUUGGAUGCCAUUCAGAAAGAAAACGAAAGGUGGAAGCGUGACCAGAGCACCGUUACAGUUCAGAUUUUGCACACAUGACAAAACUGCAGCGUCUGUAAAUAAGCUGGCAGGAAUGAAUGACAUGAGCAAAUAAGUACAUGUGAAUAAAGAAAAAAAAGAAUAAACUGAGCUGUAAAAGA
This is a messenger RNA of Amphiprion ocellaris (clown anemonefish), 4419 nucleotides long. RefSeq names its product spermatogenesis associated 2-like (gene spata2l). The transcript has 4 exons. NCBI's taxonomy places the organism in Eukaryota, Metazoa, Chordata, Actinopteri, Pomacentridae. Gene Ontology annotation, cellular component: cytoplasm. Bases 380 to 1834 code for a protein of 484 amino acids. The record is from RefSeq and is a predicted model, not a curated record.